CACAGCCUCCAUAAUUCCGCAACGGGUAUAAAAUGACACGAAAUGCUUCGUCGUUGCAACCUACUAGCAGGAAUUUGACAGAAAUUAUGAAAAAUUAAUGCGUUUUCCCAACACAGUUUAGUAAAUUGGAAACCUCAAAGGUCUUUCGGCGCCUGGUUCAUCAUUUAUUUACCGUUAAGUUAUACCUCAUGCAAAACAAACGUAUUUAAUCAAACUGUCUUUUUCCUCACAAAUCACUUUUUAUUCUGUGAAUUGUUCCCGUUUUGUAUCUACUACCGUUGGGUAAAUUCAACCAAUCAUGGUAGAAAAAUUGUGCCUGGGCCAUUGGCGAUGAAAUUUAUGGUAGUAUGUUUCAACAAAAAACGCUAAAUACAAAUGAUGAUGAUAUCCACCUUUUCUUUUUUAUUUUGCUAGUUACGAUUUAAAAGUAAUAUGGCAAAACUAAGCAUACCCGAGCGUGUUUAAAUACGUAAAUCAGUUGCUUUAUUUUUCUGUCCUUAAGAAUAUUUAAAAGCUUUUCCUCUCGGCUUAGCGCUUUUUGAUUUGAAAAUUCGCGUUAUUUGAACCGAAUUAAUCUUCUUGUUUUUUUUUGAUUUUUGCACCUAAAUACAAUAUAUUAUUUGUACUCAUUGCGUGCUUUGUAAACUGUUAUUUUUCCUGCGAUGAAACCUCCACACCUUUUUACAUUGUGACGCUCUUCGGGCCAUAAAUUCGCAAUUAGGCUGGCACAAAACUGCAGUCAGGCUGCUGCUUAGAUUUUCACAUUCUGUUUCCGAUUAUAAUUCUCUUAUUUACCUACUCAUUUUUUUAUUGGUACUCCGAAUGUACUGAUUGACUGACUUGUAGUGCAUUACUAAUUUUCGUCUGGCCUAGCUGGGAAUUAAAAGAUGGCUGACAGUAUAAUCACCUUGCGCCUAGUAUUUUUCGGGAGCUCAAAGGUGGGAAAAACAACCAUAGUCAGUCAAAUGGUGAAGAAUCAACUGCCUCCUAAAUACGAAGCAACUCUUGAAGACCUCCACACCAAGGACUAUCGUGUGGGAACACACACCGUCCGACUGAACGUCCUGGACACUGCCGGAGACCUCUCGUUUCCAGCCAUGCGACAACUAUCAAUCUCAACUGCUACCGCUUUCGUGCUUGUUUAUUCCGUCACCGAGGAAUCCUCCUUUAAAGAGGUCAAACAACUUUUCUACGAAAUAAAGGAAAGCAAGGUUAACUUCGCUGAGAUUCCGAUGGUCAUCGUCGGCAAUAAAAAGGAUAGACACAAUAUGCGUGAAGUGACUCAAGAUGAGGUCGAGGAGUUCAUCAGUUCCGAAGGUUGGGCAGCGGGGUUCCUCGAAAUCUCAGCUCUCAAGUUUCCGCAGGUCUUGGAACUUCUACAGAAACUAGUUCUGCAGUGGCGGCAUCCAAUUUCAAAAGAAUUGAACUCGAUGCUGAAGUUUAAGCUGAAAGAUAUCAAGUUGGUCGAUGAAACCAAAAACAACAAUUUGGCUGUUUCGACUGACUCAGGGGUCAAAAGGUCACAGAGCUUGUACCGGAGGACUAGUAAGAAAAAGGACAAAAACUCUGGGCCGCCCACAACUGAGCAUACUCAACAUAGGGGAGGAAGGCGACAAUCUAUGGAAAUGGAAUCUAUCCAAAUAGGAGAUUGUUCGCUUAUGUGAUGUGAAAACGCAAAACUUUUUCCCAGAUCUGUUUUCUGGAUUAUAUCUUUAACCGACACCUUUUUACCGACUUUUGAUGUUUAUGUUUUUUCCCAGUCAAUGGCGCCCACAGGAAUUUUUUUUGAGGGUGGGGAAGGGGGGUGAAUUUUCAAAAAAAAAAUGUUGAAAAUUUUGUCGACCUUUUUUUAAACGACCGAUUUGAACACCCCUAAAGCCUAUAAGAACCCUAAUUUGAAAAAAAAAAAGUUGCCGCAGGUGAAUUUUUGAAAUAAAAACGUGCAAGAAAUGAUGUCUUCAGGCUCUUUUUAAAGACUUUGGUUUAAAAAAAAUGCGGUUUUUGGCGCACGCGCCCUUCCUCCUCAACUUAAGUUAUAUUGGCGCCAAAAAAAUCAGAGGUUGGUCAACCAAAUAUAAGUUUUGUAAAAUAAUACCAAAGGGGACCUUUGGAAAAAUUUAAAAAGUGAAGAAGAAUUGAGGGAGGAGGCGGUCGCCCCAUCCCCCGGUUUCAUGUUCGGCACGCUACUGUCCCUAGUAAGGUUUAUAUUAGGGAGUGUUCAAUUAAUGGUGCUUGACGUUAAUCACUUGAUGAUCUCCGAAACCCUUCGCUAUCAGGCUGUAAAAGUGAACAUUUACUCAUCAAUUAUUCAAAUCUAAUUACGCCUUAUUACCGGUGGAAGGCUGUUAUUAGGAAGAUGAGAGGUAAUCCAGUCGAAAGUACUUUGAGCCUAAGCUUGAACAGAUUUUAUAGCAGGCCGAAAAUGAUCAGAUUGGUUAAUUAAACUGCGCUUGAUAAGCCUUAUUAAGAGCUGCCAUAUUAUCUAGACUUUGCUUUUAAGAUAUCAUGGCUCGCCGAAAAAUUGGGUCUCUCAGAUUGAAUUUAGACGCUAUCGUUGAGAGGCUACUUGAUAAACCCAGCCAGCAUCGCGGAAGGUUUCUUACAUUAAGAUAAAUAAUUUUGCCCUACAUGUAAUAAAAAAGGGCGGGGAGAAAACAGAUCCUUAACAAUGUGUGUAGUCCUUGUAUUUAUCAUUUGUUCUAUCAAAAAUUAUACAAUCAAGGGAUCAAAUAGGUAACAUUUAUAUAACACCUGUACAGUAUUUCAAUGAGAAAAAUCCAAGAAAAAUGUU
Molecule: messenger RNA, 2791 nt
Organism: Symsagittifera roscoffensis
Lineage: Eukaryota; Metazoa; Xenacoelomorpha; Acoela; Convolutidae
Product: ras-related protein Rap-2b-like
Exons: 2
Coding region: 888-1664 (258 amino acids)
Molecular function (GO): GTPase activity; GTP binding
Source: RefSeq, a predicted model, not a curated record